Molecule: messenger RNA, 1461 nt
Organism: Callithrix jacchus (white-tufted-ear marmoset)
Lineage: Eukaryota; Metazoa; Chordata; Mammalia; Primates; Cebidae
Gene: MAGEC2
Product: MAGE family member C2
Biological process (GO): negative regulation of transcription by RNA polymerase II
Cellular component (GO): nucleus
Source: RefSeq, a predicted model, not a curated record
GAGGAGGGGGAGGAGCUGUCUGCUGGGAUGUCAAGUCUUUCCCCAAGCACUCCCAGUAGUACUCCACAGAGUCCUUCACAGGGUAGCCCCCAGAGUCCUCCUCAGAAUCCUAUCAGCUCCUCCUCCUCCUCUGCCUCAUGGAGCCCAGUCAGUGGAGAGUCCAGCAGCCAGAAAGAGGAGGAUCCAAGUACUUGUCAGGGCCUGUCAGACAGUGACUCCUUGUUCACAAAUACACUAGAUGAAAAGGUGGCUGAGGUAGUGCAGUUCCUGCUUCUCAAAUAUGAAGCAAAGGAGCCUGUAACAGAGGCAGAGAUGCUGAUGAUUGUCCUCAGCUACCAAGACUACUUUCCUAUAAUACUUCAGAAAGCACGGGAGUUCAUGGAGCUUCUUUUUGGCCUUGCCCUGAUAGAAGUGGACCCUGACCACUUAUAUGCAUUUGCAAACACAGUAGACCCCACCGACAAGGGUAGUAGUGAUGACCAGGGCAUGCCUAAGAACAGCCUCCUGGUUCUUAUUCUGAGUAUAAUCUUCAUAAAGGACGGCUGUGCCUGUGAGGAAGUCAUCUGGGAAGUGCUGAAUGCAAUAGGGGUGUAUGCUGGGAGGGAGCACUUCAUCUAUGGGGAGCCCAGGGAGCUUCUCACUAAAGUUUGGGUGCAGGAACAAUACCUGGAAUAUCGGCAGGUGCCCAACACUUCUCCUCCAUAUUAUGACUUCCUAUGGGGUCCGAGAGCCCAUUCAGAAAGCAGCAAGAGGAAAGUACUAGAGUUUUUGGCCAAGCUGAACAGCACUGUCCCAAAUUCCUUUCCAUCCUGGUACAAGGAUGCUUUGAAAAAUGUGGGAGAGAGAGCCCAGGCCAUAAUUUCCACCAAAGAUGAUGCCACUGACAAGGCCAGUGAAAGCCUCAGUGACAUUUAGCAUCCACUCCUCUUUUGAGUGAAGUCUAGGGCAGUUUCUUCCCUCUGGGUUUGAAGAAGGCAGUCGAGGUUCUAGGUAGUGUAGGGCCAGGUUGGGCUCAAGGAACGGUGUUCUUUGCAUUUCAGUCCCAUAUUGGUAAUGUAGAGAUUUUCCUGUUUUUCGGUACUUUUUAAAUGUUCUCCCUUUGAGUAGCAGGUAGUUAGCUUCAGAACCUUCAUUUCUGAAUAUUAGUCACAUAUGUAUUGCUGUUCAUCUGGUUUAAGAGUAACAGUUUGAUAUUUUGCAAACAAAAAAAAAAAAAAAAAGGAAAUACCUUCUCUCUUAUUCUGUGAUCUGUAACAAUAUAGUGUGGUAUUGUAAUACGCAUUUUCUUACAAUGUGCAAUAACUCAGCAGUUAAAUAGUGGAACAAAAUACAGGAUGGUCAAUAUUUGCAUUUCCCUGUCCCACUUGGUGUUUUGUUCUUGAAAAUUAAAGAUGUAUACCUGGCUUUGCUUAGCUUGUUGAAGAAAGCAGCAGAAACUAACUCUCAAUAAAAGAAAGCCGC